UCAAAAUUUAACGUAAGUGACAUCCCCAUUAUUUGCCGACAAUUUACAAACCGUCUUGUAAAUCUAUCAAUAUGAUAUAUCUAAAAUAAGCUAUAAAGACAAGCAUUUGUUUCUUUUUAUAAACUUAAACGGAUUAUCUUAUACCGUGUGUUGAUAUAAAAUUAUUAUUAACUAAUCUUCAUUUCAAAAGAUGCAUACCUGCGAUAAAAUAAACGCUUAUAAAAAUAUAUUUUUAUCCUAAAAAUAAAUAUUUAUACACGGUGAUCGCAUUCAUUCGAAAGCCUAAUAGUCUCAGGCUCGGACGGACGCGCAAACGCGCACGUCGCCACUCAUCACUUUCUUUACGCAAGAGCGUCACGUUUAUUUGUGUGGGUACGUUUGGUUGCGUGGAUGAACCGGCAUUUAUAGAAGAGGGGCAAUGCCUCGGGAUCCUUCGGAAAAGCCUAUGGGAAGAUCUCGGCUUACCUCAGUGUGCUUUGGUGCCGCGCAAUACUUACAAUCGGUCUUCAGUAUUACACCAGUGAAAUUUAAUUUCAUCAGCUUAUAGAAUAUAAAAGAUAGAUAGAUAGAUAGAUAGAGAGAGAAAGAGAGAGAGAGAGAAAAAAAAAACGAAGGAAUACUUUUUCAACGCGUAUGAACUUUUUUGGAGUCUAAUCACGAAAAGAUAAAAGAGAAGAUCCUGACUUUAUACAUGGCAAAGGAAAACAAUUCUACAGGCCGACAUGGCCCACUAUUUCCAGUCCGAUAUUUAAUGGCCAUACUUGGAUCCAUCGGUUUGGCUAUUAUAUAUGGUUUUAAAGUUAAUGUCAGCGUAGCUAUCGUCGCGAUGGUGAAUCAUACAGCCGUACGACUUUCAUCGAUGCACGAUGAAUUAAAAAGUGAAAAUGCAAGUUUAAAAAUAACGGAAGCUUGUCGAGAUGAUGCAAUUUCAAACACAACAGUAUCUUCUACCGAGGAUGGCCCUUUUGUAUGGGACGAACCUCUUCAAGGUCUUAUUUUAUCCGCUUAUUUUUGGGGCUAUAUGGUAUCCUUAUUACCAGGUGGCAGAAUGUCAGAACUGUUAUCAGCUAAAUGGGUAAUGAACGGAUCCGUUUUGUUGAACGUCGCAGCAUCGAUACUAUCGCCUAUUGCAGCGAAUGUACACUACUCAUUAUUUAUUAUAAUGAGAUUCAUUCAAGGCCUCGGUGGGGGCGUAACGUUUCCGGCUAUGCAUGUAAUGAUCGCCAAAUGGGCUCCACCGAAUGAACGAAGUGUUCUCGCAUCGAUCGUUUAUGCUGGUACUGCUCUUGGUACCGUGAUCUCCAUUCUAUUAUCGGGAAUACUGGCCGCAAAUCUUGGCUGGGUAUGGAUCUUCUAUAUCGAAGGUCUAUUAUGUUUAAUUUGGUGUACUGCUUGGUGGUUGAUAAUCGAAGACUCUCCGGAAGAACAAACGAGAUUUAUCAGCGAGGAGGAAAAGAAUUACAUCAUGGAAUCUUUGGGCCAUACUAAAAACAUUAGCGGUCACAAAGAGAAAUUACUAGUACCAUGGGGACAACUAUUAAGGUCUACUCCCUUUUUGGCAAUCUUGAUAGCACAUUUUUGUAGCAAUUUUGGAUGGUACAUGUUACUCAUUGAAUUACCAACUUACAUGAGUCAAAUAUUAAAAUUCAAUAUGAGUUCGAACGCUGGUUUAUCCGCAAUGCCGUUCUUAUGUAUGUGGAUUUUUACUAUGACUCUCAGUAAAGUAUUGGCUAUUAUGCAAGAUAAGAAUUUAAUAACAGUAACCAUGUCAAGGAAGAUAGGAACUUUAUUCGCAUCGUUUGUUCCAAUGAUUUGUCUAAUUGGGGUAUCUUAUGUUGGAUGUAAUCGUGCUUUAGCAGUAGUAUUGAUGACUAUAGGUGUUACUUGUAUCGGUGGAAUGUAUUGUGGCUUCCUAUCUAAUCACAUAGAUAUUGCGCCAAAUUUUGCCGGUACAUUAGUUGCUAUAACAAAUUGUAUCGCUACUAUACCAGGCUUUAUAGUUCCUAUUUUUGUUGGAAAAUUGACCCAUGGAAAUCAAACAGUAGAGGCAUGGCGAAUUAUAUUCUUUGUAACUGUGGGACUUUAUAUAAUCGAAAUACUCGUUUACAGUAUCUUUGGAUCAGGUGAAGAACAACCAUGGAAUAAAAUGAAUUCCUCUUCUGAAGGAGUCAAUGAUCAAACUUUACCUCUGAAAAAAAAUCCUAGAAAAUAA
Molecule: messenger RNA, 2212 nt
Organism: Vespa mandarinia (Asian giant hornet)
Lineage: Eukaryota; Metazoa; Arthropoda; Insecta; Hymenoptera; Vespidae
Gene: MFS3
Product: major facilitator superfamily transporter 3
Biological process (GO): monoatomic anion transport; transmembrane transport
Cellular component (GO): membrane
Molecular function (GO): transmembrane transporter activity
Source: RefSeq, a predicted model, not a curated record